UCUCUCUCUAUUGUGGUUGGAGGACCAUCGGCAGGCUGCUGAUCGUCUCAGCAGAAGAGGACAAAAGGACGUGUUUAUUUUCCCUCUAAACUUUAUUUAUUUAUUCCAUCAUUUUCCCUCCUGGUCCCCCGGUCCUCCUCUCCUCCUCUCCUCGCCUCGCGUGCGUCCGGACGGCGCGUGUCGGCGGGCGGGCGUGCGGGCGUGCGUGCGUGCGGGCGGCCGUGUGCCAUGAGCGUCGGGCGGCUGCAGCCCCGGAGCCGGUGAGGAUGCCUCAUGGAGCGCCCCAUCAGCACCGCCAGUGCGCGCGCCGCCCAGUAGCAGAGCCAUGCCGCGGUUCAGCGCGCGCUGGAUGGUCGCGCUGCUGCUGAUCGUGGUGGUCGGCGGCGCUUUCUUCUUCUGCGAGUAUCUCAUCUACUUCCCCACCAUCCUGAAGUGCGCCUGGCCGCGGCUCGGCCAUGCCCGGGGCGCGGAGGACGCGGACGGCCCGCCGGCGGACGCCGCGGUCCGCGCCAUGGUGCUGUCGGACACGCACCUCCUGGGAGCCGUGGGGGGCCACUGGUUCGACAAACUGAGGAGGGAAUGGCAGAUGGAGAGGGCUUUCCAGACCGCUCUGUGGCUGCUCAGGCCCGAAAUAGUCUUUAUUCUCGGGGACAUCUUCGACGAAGGCAAGUGGAGCUCGCAGAAGCACUGGGAGGACGACGUGCGUCGCUUCCACCGAAUGUUCAGACACUCCACCGACACGGAACUGGUCGUGCUGGUUGGGAACCACGAUAUCGGGUUUCAUUAUGAGAUGGACUGGUUCAAGCUGCAGCGCUUCGAGAAGGUCUUCAACGCCUCCUCCACCAGGAUCGUCACCAAGAAGGGAGUCAACUUCCUGCUGGUGAACAGCGUGGCCCUGCACGGCGACGGCUGUCCCAUCUGCCAGUCGGUGGAGAAGGAGCUGAUCAAACUCUCCAGGGACAUCAACUGCUCCCUCCAGGGCUCGCCGUCCGGCGGCGGCGUGACGGACAGCUGCGACGGCUCCCAGCUCUACCCCCCCUCGCCUCCCAUCAUGCUCCAGCACUACCCGCUGUACAGAGUGAGCGACGCUGGCUGCACAGGACAGGACGCCGCCCCCCCUGAAGAGCGCCACCUUCUGUUCAGAGAGAAGUACGACGUGCUGUCCAAGGAGGCGUCCCAGAGGCUGCUGCACUGGUUCAAGCCCCGCCUCAUCCUGAGCGGACACACCCACAGCGGCUGCGAGGUCCUCCACGACAACAAGUACCCCGAAGUCAGCGUGCCGUCCUUCAGCUGGAGGAACAGGAACAACCCCAGCUUCAUCCUGGCGACGGUGUCACCCAGCAGCUACACCCUGUCCAAGUGUUUCCUGCCGGAGGAGAGCACGGUGAUCGGGGUGUACUGCUCGGCGGGGGCCUGCCUGCUGCUGCUCUUCCUGGCCCACUGCCUGUGGAUGAAGGGCCUGCUCCAGUGCCUCAGCCUCUGCCUGCUGGGGAAGCACAAGUCCCUGUGAGCCCGCUGCCUUUCCCAGAGUGCACCGCGGCCACAGGUUCACCGGAGCUGACCCCCCCACCCCCCCGCUCCGACCACCACCACCACCCCCACCGCCCCCUUUUCAAAUUCCUCCUGUGAGCGGGCCGUAAAGAUCCUUUCAUACGACCAAGAUUUAUGUGUUGGGAUGUUUUUGGCGGCGCUGUGAAGGACCUGGAUAUUUAUUCUAAAGACGCUACGAUGGCAGGAGCUGAGGUGGAAGCCACUUUGAUCUUUUUUUUUAGACCUCUUGGCAGUGCAAUACUGACGGAAAAUACACUUUUAGGAAGGUUUUGAUCUCAGAAGGAGACUUUUUAACUUUGCACACGUGUGCCAUCAGCUAGUGGAAGCAGUACAUAUGUAAAUAGCUGGGUGUCCCCGGUCCGACCUCAGUGGUGCAGUUAGAGCUCCGUGGGUGUUUUAUGUCCUCCUGGUGUUACCUGUGACCCCAUGUGACCCCACCGGUCGUCUCUCACUCCCAGCACUGUCUGUUUCCGUCGUCGAUGUCUCACCAGCCAUCCGGGGGCCCCCCCCUGCUCCUUUUUAACUGAUGCAUUUUGGGAAAAAUAGUGAUCGCUGAGUUUCUGUGCCAAAUGUUUGUGAGGGUUUUUUUUGCCGAAUUGUGGAAGCAUUUCUGAUGAAACUGUACAUAAUAAAACCGAAUCUGAAAUUGCA
Molecule: messenger RNA, 2202 nt
Organism: Salarias fasciatus (jewelled blenny)
Lineage: Eukaryota; Metazoa; Chordata; Actinopteri; Blenniiformes; Blenniidae
Gene: mppe1
Product: metallophosphoesterase 1
Exons: 9
Coding region: 326-1510 (394 amino acids)
Biological process (GO): GPI anchor biosynthetic process; endoplasmic reticulum to Golgi vesicle-mediated transport
Cellular component (GO): endoplasmic reticulum-Golgi intermediate compartment
Molecular function (GO): phosphoric diester hydrolase activity
Source: RefSeq, a predicted model, not a curated record